Cygnus olor (mute swan) is the source of this 5257-nucleotide messenger RNA. RefSeq names its product cytokine receptor common subunit beta-like. Gene Ontology annotation, cellular component: external side of plasma membrane. The record is from RefSeq and is a predicted model, not a curated record. Gene Ontology annotation, biological process: cytokine-mediated signaling pathway; immunoglobulin mediated immune response. The coding region runs from base 274 to 2340 and encodes 688 amino acids. NCBI's taxonomy places the organism in Eukaryota, Metazoa, Chordata, Aves, Anseriformes, Anatidae. The transcript is spliced from 14 exons. Gene Ontology annotation, molecular function: protein binding; cytokine receptor activity.
AAGAUUGUAACAGCACAACUGUGAGAAAAACAGAGCACAGGGUUAUUUGAAGGGCUAAGACUGUGGGUGUCCCACUGGCAGUUGCAUUUGCACCAACUUCCUGUGAGUGAUAAAUGAGAAAGCCAGAUAUCCACUUUCUCUGAAGUACCUGCUUUGAAGACUACUCAGUAUUCAGCUAUAACAGAUGACAAAGAAGGAACUACAGUAGCUGUUAAGUAUGCAUUUGAGGAAGAACAGCCGGUGAUGCAGGGAGCUGUUGCUUGACAUAGGAUCAUGCUUGUGUGCAAAGGUGUGAAGAUGCCAGAGUUCAUCAGUCUUCUUCUGGCUCCAUGUUUGGUCUGGGGAGCUGAAACAAUGCGAGAGAGCAUCCCAAUGCAGACUCUACACUGCUAUCCUCACUACAACUCUCUUACAACUUGCACAUGGAUGGAAUGCUCAGAGGCUCAUCAAUUCCUGAAUGUGACUCUGAACUUUAACCACAGCCAUGAAAAGAACAAAGAAAUGACCUGCACAUUCCACAAAGGUGAAAACCACACUAAGUGCCAGAACUUCACAAUGCACUGGGUGUGUCAAAGCCAUCUGAGAGCAAGUAAUAUAGAAAGGUACAAGUUUAAACCUGACCUGAACCUGCAGGCAGAGCUAAAUGUCUACUUGUUUCAGAAUGUUCAGCCCCUCCCGCCACAAAACCUCUCAGUCAGAGAGAGUUCAGGAGACUUCUUGCUGACCUGGACAGCAGCUGAAGGAAGCCAAGGGCUGGGCAAUGCACUGGAGUAUGAAGUCACUUAUAAGCGGGAGUGGGAGUCCUGGGAGAAGGCUGCAUCGCGCUUGCUCUCCAACACCACACGUUGCCACCUCAGCCACCUCGUGCCAGGGAGCCGAUACGUUGCCCGUGUGCGAGCCAGAGCGGAGCAGGCCAGAGGCUUCUCUGGGCCGUUCAGCAAGUGGAGCACGGAUGUGUCCUGGGAGACCCCCGAAGGCCAGGAACGCAUUCAGCCCAGGAACCUUCGCUGCCUCUUCAAUGGUGCAAAUCUUCUGACGUGCAGCUGGGAAGUGAAGAAGGUGAUCACCACCUCUGUCAUCUUUGGCUUGUUCUUCAGGGCCACUCCAGCAUCCGCGGAAGAGGAGUGCUCUCCCGUGUACGAGAAGGCCUUGCCCCACAUCCCCUAUGUGGUGCAGAGCUGUGCGAUCCCCGUUAGCAACAUCAGCAGUCAGAGCCGGUACCACGUGUCUGUCCGGACCAAGACGGAGGAGAAACUGAUUGAAGCCUACAAGAACAUCAAGGUGCUACCCCCAACAAAUGUAACAGUGACAAUGAAUAAAGAUGGAGAUUAUGAGCUGAGAUGGAUAAAGCAUACGCUUAAAAAACGGUGUUAUGAAGUGCUGUACUGGAAAACCAGCCAAAUGGAAAAGGUUACCAGAAUGAUUAUCAAUGAUGAGCCUUACUUCCUACUGCGGGAGCUGGAGCCAUCCACAACUUACACCAUAAAAAUGCGUGCAAAGCCACAUGGUAGUGAGGGGCUUUGGAGCGAAUGGAGUGAGGAGUUCACCUGGAAAACUGACAGUGUUCUGUCACCAGUGCUUCUACCAGUGAUGCUGCCAGUUCUCAUCAUCACUUUGCUAAUAGUUGGUUAUUUCAGCUAUAAGUAUUUCCUCAGGCAGAAUAAAUUGUGGGAGGAAAAGAUUCCAAAUCCUGGGAAGAGUCUGCUGAUCCAGAGCUACUUGGGGGCAAGAGGGACCUGUACCUUGCAGGGUGUCCCUGCAAGUACAACAUGGAGUUAUUCUAAGGAAGCUGUCAGCCAACUGCCAGCCAGCCAGGUGGGCUUCAGUGGGCAGAACACUUCUGAGGGGGUGGAGGAGAUUAACUGCCUUCAAGUGCUGGAUGGGAUGAUUAAGAACAGUUCACCAGAGUUCCAUGGAGCUAAGCCUGUGACAGAGAACGUUUCCCAUGGUACACUGGAUCCGCAAAUCUGUCAGACUUCUGAAGUGCCACAUAAAACCUCGGUUUCAUCAGCUGCCCUUGUCUGCCCACUGAAUAAGAGUGCAGCACUGUCUGGCCUGUUGGCCAGGCUUCCGUGCAAGAGUGCUGCUGAUGCAAGUACUGCUUCCCAGACAGCAAUCACUUGCUUCGCUUUCAAUGGUCCAUACUUGUACAGCCCAGGGAUGUCCUCUCAGCCUGAGAUGCAUCAAACUCUUCAAGAGGACCCAGUGGGAAACCAAGAGAAAUCAGUGUCCCUUCAGGGGCAUGAGUCUGUUCCCAGGCACCACGGAGGCAAGAGGAGGAGGUCCUCAGCAGCCUUUCCUGCUUCUAGAUCAGAAGGAAAUUAUGCAGCAUCUCAAUGAUGAGAAAGAAGUCUCACCACUCCCCCCAGCUGGUGGGCAAGGCAUGAAUGUGAAACCAGAAGAGCAGAAAUCUCCAAAGGCUCUUGGCUGUGCCACGUCCCUUCAGCAGUGACCCUCAGAGUGUAUCACCACAGACAGCCUCUUACUGCCAUCAGCCAGUGACUCCACACAUCUGCCACUUGCCACCCCAUGAGUUUGCUCCUGGGAAAUCUGGUGUCACCGUCCCAGUUUCAGGUCAAGCCCCAUUCUUUUUUUCCUGAAUCACACCUGGAUGCAUUUGGGGACUGCCUUGUUGUUUCUUCAGGUCUCCAUGGACCUUCAGAACCCACAAAAAAUGUCCAUACUUAUUUCUUGAAAAGGAACCAAUUUUUCUGAAAAACUUGUGUUGGAGAACAACAUAGUUAUGUUGUUCCCCACACUACCAUGACAGUUUUCCUCCACUGUGGAAAACUGCUACCUUGUUCCCUGCCUAAAAUCCAAUGAGAAGGUGCAUAUCAGUCAGAAAGAUCCCUAAGUAAAUAAGUGUUGGAAAUUCAUUAUAAGUAUCAGAUAGUUUAUACAUGGUGGAGGAUCUAUCAGCGGCAAGGAAUAAAAUGUACAGAGUACUGAGGUCAUCCAGAUCUCCAGAAAACUGAAGGUGUUAUAGAAAUGAAACCAGCCAGCUUUGAGAUUCAGAAAAGCCUGCUGGAGUUGCAGGGGUCUUUGACAACUAAGACAAAGUUUUCAAAAAUUAUAUUGUUGUAAUCCCAUUUGCUUUCCACAAAUGCUACUUCUCCUCUGCAGCUUCUAGUCCAACAUGGUGAAAGAUCCCAGGUGAGCCUACCCCUUUCUUAGUUACAUUACUGCUUUUGGUAAAAGGGGCAGGCCAUAAUUCUCAUGUACCUGCAUUUAUAUAGGCUUGCUUCACAUUCCACUGAUAGAUAUGAUUGGGAGGGCAAGAAGCCAGAUUUAGCUAGGGCUCCUUUCUAAAAAUAGGUAAUCAAUUUCAGCUCAAGCGUCUCAGGAUAUAGGAAAAGAAAGUGAUUUUGCUUGGGCACAUAAUAAGCAUGGAUAAUCAGUUUUCCUGCUCAAGAGCAAUGAACUCAAGUGUUUAAAAGAAAAGGAAUGUUAUUAAAAGGGAUAAAAUGGCAACUCAAAAUAAGCACUGGGAGGCCUAUUUACUAAAGCUAGCUAUAUAACCUGAAAAAGUCAUGGUGAUGUAGCCCACUCCCACAUUUUACAUGGAUUCGAGAGUCCAUUGUUGAUGUGUAAGAAAACAUUGGAAAAUGUUGCUCCUAAACCUCUCUUCACUGUUCCCAAGUGCAGUGUUUCCACCUCUGAUGCUGGGUCACUGCUUUUAGCAGCUUUAGCCCAAGAAACCUUGGUUCUGUCUGCAGUCCCCACACUGCCACCUCAGCAUUUCAAAUACUCAGAAAGGAGCCAACUGCAAACAAACCCCAAAGACAACCCUGAGAAAACUACCUUUUUUUUUUUUCCUUUUUUUCUUUCUUUUUUUUUUCUUUUAAAUUUCUUACUUCAUAGCUUUUUUGUUCUACCAGUAUCAACAACACAGGCAAUUCCUAAUGCUCAAAAAAACCAUUCUCUCCUACUGGAUACGAGUGUUUUAAAUACCUUUCAAACACAAUUGCAUUUCAGUCUCAGUGCAAAAGACUUAAAUCCACUGAAGUCACUGCACUUGCACCCUCUUUGUUGUGAUCUCAAGUCACUUCAAACAGCUCUGGAUUUCCCUUUUAUCCCAUUAUAAGCGGGAUCAGCAAUAAGUACUCCAUUCUUUUAGGAAUUUUGGGCUUACCUCAGGAUAGAUGUAGCUCUGAAUUUAACUUUUAUUGUAGUGCAAGCUUUACUGCAUAAAGGAAUGAAUUUAAUAGCAGGAUGAAGACUUUGAUAAGAGUUUUUGCACUAUCUCCUGUUCUUACAGUUACCAUUUCUUUUUCAAAAUCGCUUGCAGUGGAGAUAUCAGAGAUUGGAAUCAUUCAGGAUAGCACAGAAUAGGCAGAAGUCAGAGGGCUAAAUGAAAAGAAAAAAGGUUGGCUGGAGAACAGGAAAUCUUUUUUAACAGUGAUAUCCUGCAGAAUAAUCUGUUUCUCAAUUACAGGGAUGCAUAAACCUAAUCUAGGAAAUAUCCUUCACUGCAGGAAAAACUAAAAGAUAGGAGAGGGUUUUAGAAACUUAGAGGCAAUUGGUCUCGUCUGUAUCAAAUUGCUAUAGUAUGAUGUAUAGUGAGAACCAUAGCAUAGUGUAGAGUGAGAACCAGCCCUGCAGGCCCCAAGGUGAGUGCAGAAGGAGGGCAGGAGGUGCUCCUGGCACUCAGCAGCAGUUUCCCUGUGGCCUGUGGAGAGGCCCCUGGUGCAGCAGGCUGUCCCCCUGCAGCCCAUGGGUCCCACAUGGAGCAGAUCUCCAUGCUGCAGCCCGUGGAGGAGCCCCCGGUGGAGCAGGUGGAUGUGGCCUGGAGGAGGCUGCGGCCCAUGGAGAGCCCCCGCAGGAGCAGGCCCCGGGCCGGAGCUGCAGCCCGUGGAGAGGAGCCCACGCAGGAGCAGGGGGUCUGGGGAGAGCUGCCGCCCGUGGGCGACCUGUGCUGGAGCAGUUUGCUCCUGGGGGAUGGACUCCGUGGUACGGAGCCAUGUGGGAGCAGUGCAUGAAGAGCUGCUGCCUGUGGGCAGCCCCCGCAGGCUCAGUUCGGGAAGGACGGCAUCCCGUGGGAGGGACCCCACGGGGAGCAGGGGCAGAGAGGGACUGUGAAGGAGCUGCGGAGGCGAAGCGUCAGGGACUGUGCGCAGCCCCCAUUCCCCGUUCCCCUGCGCUGCUCAGGGGGAAGACGUAGAAGAGGGUGGACUGGGGGGAAGGUGUUUUUGGUUUGCUUCUAGUUCUCACUGCUCUAGCUUGUUACUAAUAGGUAAUAAAUUACAUUAAUCUCCUU